AUACGCCAUUUUACGACUAGGAACUGUGUUGUGUAGACAAAACAGUUCCAGGUCCGGAAUUUAGUGACUGAGAAGUCGAAAAUGUCGGACGAUGAGAAAGAUAUGGAGAUGGGCGAGGAAUGGCACGGGCAAAUGGGGGAGGAGGGAGACCUGAAAAGUCAAAAUGAAAGAAUAGCGCCGUACCAGCUAAUGAACAGUACCGGGGGGCUGUACCAGACUGACUAUAUCACUCAGCUGAUGAGGUUCCUGUGUAUCGGAACAACAGGCGGGACAUACUACACGGGGGAGGCCGAACUGACAAGGGAAAACGCACGCUGUAUUGAUAGGUUAAUCAACGGUGGGAAAGGCAAAGAAGUGGUAGAGUUGGUUCGUGAAUUCAGUGUGGAGAAUCGAGCAUGUAAACAGCGACCCAUUAUGUACACCCUGGCUCUCUGUUGCCGCUCAAACGACCCCACAACAAAAGUAGAGGGUUAUAAAAUUUUGUCUGAUGUAUGCCGAAUCCCAACGCACCUGUUCGAAUUCAUCAAGUACUGCGAGGAGGAAAGCGCGGGAACAGGAUGGGGACGUGCGCACCGCCGAGCCAUAUCUAAAUGGUACUUGAAUUACGGGAAUAAGAAAGAUGGGGGAGCAUUUCUUGCUCUUCAUAUGACGAAGUACAAGAAUCGCUUUGGUUGGAGCCACAAAGAUAUCUUCCGGCUCUGUCAUAUAAAACCGGAACAGGAACACCCCGAGAUCAAGUACCUGAUCAUGGUUACCACGAAAGGAAAGAAGAAAACAGACGAAAGCGACUUUGUUAAACAAGAAAAGGGAAAACCAGACUUUGAGAGCUCUGAACUCAAGAAGGUAAUGACCUUUAUGGAUGCAGUAGCUCAGGCUGAACGUUGCACAGACGCAGAAACCAUGAAACGCUUGAUACUGGAGCAUAACCUGACAAGAGAACAUGUUCCUACUGAUUUGUUGAAGUCAAAGGAGAUAUGGAAAGCUCUGAUCAAACAUAUGCCUAUGACAGCAAUGAUAAGGAAUCUUGGAAAAAUGUCCCAUUUGGAGCUGUUGGAGCCAGGGAGUUUUGAGGAAGAGCUGACUAUCCAGAAACUGACAAACCAGGAAUUACUCAGACGCGGGAAGAUCCACCCAUUUACACUGUUGGUAGCUUUGAACCAGUACAAGAAAGGUCACGGAGAGCUUGGGAAGAUGAAGUGGAAUAAGAAUGUUAAAGUAGAAAGAGCUUUGGAGGAUGCGUUUUAUCUGUCAUUUAAGAACGUGAAGCCCACAGGGAAAAGAUUCUGCCUGGCUGUCGAUGUCAGUGGGUCCAUGAAUGUACCCGUAAUGGGCACUCCAACCAUUUCGGCCCGGGACGCCGCGGCAGCCAUGAUGAUGGUCACUGCUCGGACGGAGCAGAAUUAUGAAGUGGUGGCGUUCUCUGGUGGACUCACUCCACUGGAUAUCAAAUCUUCAGACAACCUAGACAACGUUUUGGACAAAUGCGCCUCUCUGCCUUUCUGUGGUACCGACUGCUCUCGCCCUAUGAUGUACGCCAUGGAACAAAAGAAGAAAUUCGAUGUCUUUGUCGUCUACACAGACUCCGAAACCUACUUUGGAAGAAUCCAUCCAUCAGAUGCCCUUGUGCGUUACCGGAAGAUGUCGGGGAUAACACAUGCGCGAUUGAUCGUCUGCGGCAUGGCCAGCAAUAAGUUCACUAUCGCGGAUCCUAAUGACCCCAUGAUGAUGGAUAUCGUUGGUUUUGACACCAAUGCACCGCAAGCUAUCCGGGAAUUUGUCAUGGGACAUAUUUAAAAAGCUUGUUUGCCUGAUACAAUUGAGAACAGCAAUUUUGAUUGCCUUAUGAUAAUAAAAAUGUGUAGAUAGUAAGCUUUCCAAGCAGGUAAAAGGUACACGAUUUAAAUAUUUUCAUUUUGUUUUGAUAUUGACUUAUUUUUAUCAUGUUUAAUAUUAACGUAAGUAUUCGAUCAUGUUUAAUGACGUAAGUAUUCCAUCACGUUUAUUGAAUUUAUAUCCAUUAUUCAUUGCUUAGUACAUUUAUGACAUUAACUUCAGAAUUUACCAUUUUCCUCAUUCUUAAUUGUUAUUUUUUUUUAUAAGGAAUUCAUGAUCGUCAUCAUCUGGUUUACCGGUCUUGUAGAGUAGGCAUUCCCCUCUAUAUUCUUUCCGCCUGGAAAACUGGCUCUCCAGUAGGACCACCCCCGGAAAAUUGACUCGGAGUAGGAUUUUCA
This is a messenger RNA of Saccostrea cuccullata (small rock oyster), 2231 nucleotides long. RefSeq names its product RNA-binding protein RO60-like. Gene Ontology annotation, cellular component: ribonucleoprotein complex. The record is from RefSeq and is a predicted model, not a curated record. NCBI's taxonomy places the organism in Eukaryota, Metazoa, Mollusca, Bivalvia, Ostreida, Ostreidae. Gene Ontology annotation, molecular function: RNA binding.